Molecule: messenger RNA, 4732 nt
Organism: Folsomia candida
Lineage: Eukaryota; Metazoa; Arthropoda; Collembola; Entomobryomorpha; Isotomidae
Product: histone-lysine N-methyltransferase KMT5B
Exons: 9
Coding region: 600-2945 (781 amino acids)
Cellular component (GO): nucleus
Molecular function (GO): histone H4K20 methyltransferase activity; protein binding
Source: RefSeq, a predicted model, not a curated record
AUUUAAUAUUUUCCCUUAACACAUCCACCAAAUAUAAUGAACGGAUGGAUGGCAAUUAACUAAAGUUGGAAUGAAUAACCAGAAAGUGUAUGUUGGUUGUUGAGCAAGGCCAGAUAAUGUGUUAUAGAAUUGUGGUUUUGUUUGGAGUGAAGGCAAGGCAUUGUAAAUUUGGGGAGAGGUUUUUUUAUAACAAUUGAAUCGAAUCAGAUUUUUGAACGGGUUUUGGAAUUUGUUGGAUCAUUUCGUUAGUGAAAUUCUUGAUGAAUUGGAACGGGAAGUUUUGAGAAUUAGUAAUCGGGAAGUAAAAAAAAUAUUUUAGGUGGAUCGAAGUAACUAUUAGAGUUGCUUUGCAACAAUAAAACAAACUGUAUUCAGACGAGGAGAAACUUAUCAAAAUAGAAGAAACUACUCUCAGUUGGAAUUUUAAAAUUAUACAGUUUUGAAAUACAAGCAGUGAUAAUGUCGUCGUGAAAGCUUGACAAGUUUGUAUGGUGAGGAAAAUAAUUUAGAAUCAUUCUUGUUAUCCGGCCUGGUGAAUCAUCUUCGGAAAAGAAGAAGAGGGAAGAUGAGUUGACGGGACGAGUUCAACAAAUUUCGGAAUGGUUCUUGCGACAGAGUCGAUGUCAGAAGCAGCAGGAAGUGGUGUAAGCAUCAAAUCUACUGUUGGGAUGAGUAAUGUGGGAGGAGGUGGAGGACAAAGCGUGUCUUCGUCAAUAUCGUCAAAAAUGAUGCUGCAGAAUCGAGUCUUCUCAAUGACUCCGAAAGAACUCUCUGAUAACGAUGAUCUCGCCACGGCAAUUGUGUUAGAUCCCGUCCUAGGAUUCAAUACACACAAAAUGUGUCUAAGAUAUUACCCACCGUACAAAACGCCGGAAAGUGCACAGACUUUGAAGAAUAUUAUAGAAAAGUUUAGUGAUCAUCAAAAUCAAGAUGUGGCAAUGAACGAAUUGAUAGAAGGAGGUUUCCUCCGUAAAUUCUUGAAAAACAAGACACCAGAGCAAACAGUGGCUGUCCAAGAACAUGUACGGAGGUACAUUCGAGUAUUUCAUAGAGAGGCAGGAUUCCAAAUAGUUCCGUGUUACCGAUACAGCAUGGAAGGAAAACAGGGUGCAAGAAUUUGCUCCACUCGUAAAUGGUCAAAGAAGGAUUCAAUUCCCUUCCUUGUCGGCUGUAUCGCAGAACUGAAUGAAGCUGAAGAGUCCCAACUGCUUGUUGCUGGAAAGAACGACUUUUCAGUCAUGUAUUCCUGCCGGAAAAAUUGCGCCCAAUUGUGGCUAGGACCGGCCGCUUUCAUCAAUCAUGACUGUAGACCCAAUUGCAAAUUGAUGGCCACUGGUCGAGAUACGGCAUGUGUUGUUGCGCUUAGGGACAUUAAUGACGGAGAAGAAAUUACCUGUGCAUACGGAAGCGACUUUUUUGGAGACAAAAACUGUCAUUGUGAAUGUCGAACGUGCGAACGACGUGGCACAGGUGCUUUUUCGGCACUGAAAGAAAAGGGAACGGAAGAAAAGGGAUACCGUCUCCGAGAAACGGACAAUAGGCUGAAUAGGCGAAAAAACCUAGAGAAACAAGACUUUGAAACUCCAGUAAUUCCUGCUACUAGUGCACCAACCCCAAGUAUUGGUCAAAUCCCUAAAUGUUCUCAACAACUCCGAAAUUUAUCUCAAGGCACAUGUUCAAGUACAGUGUCGAAAUCGACUGAGCCGAUGAUCACAAGACGAGUUGCUAGCCCUGGAAAAGACCUUAGGCGACUCAAGAAAUCAUGUCAUAGAACUCGCUCGUCUUCUGAUGUCAAAUUACAAGCCGCAACUUCGUCAUCUGACCUUGUCAGUUUUAUCGUUGAGGAUUCUGGAUCCAAUUCAAGCUCAUCGAGCAAUCAAAGCGACUCUGGAAUUGAAUGCAGCAGUGGGUCUAGCACUUCCAGCAAUAGAAACAUUGGCGAUAUAUUCUCUCGAUAUUCAAACUCAAGACUUCAGCUGGCGGACAACAACUUUGGCAUUCAACUUCGGAGUCAUCGGGUUCUCAAGGAACCACUCCCCACACCAAGGGCCCAAGCUCGAUAUAAGAAAAGGUUAAGUACUGCUGAGGUUACUUCUACAACUGUUAAUAGUCGUGAUAAUUCGGACUUAAACUUAUUAAGAGAAUCGCAUUCAAGGUUUGGUCUCUCUGGUGAGGGAAAUUCUCAUAAGUCGACUAGGAGGUUGAGAAUGACUUUUAGGAUGAAACGGAGUAAUAUUCUUGACGAAGUGAUAGAAUCGGGUACCAAAUGCAAUGAAAAUGGUCGUGGUAGUGGUGAUGGUAAUGAUGGGGCGCGAAAACACUCCUCCUCCUCGGAGCUGGAGAACACCAGUGUAUUAUUUGAGCCCCAUUAUGAAAUUCUUCGUUGUGAAGCCAGUAGUCCGACACUUUCCAAUAAUUCUCCCAUUCGUAGUAGCCAUCCUGUUAGCAUCGACUCCGACUGUCAUACCACUACUGCUCGAAAAAAGAACAAGAAAAAGAGCAAAAAACGUAAACACAAGUCUAAGGACAAGGAUAGGGAAAAAAGGGACAGGGUCCAUGCAUCCGUGGUAGAAGAUAGCGUAGGUAUUAUUGCUCCUCCUCCCCCCUCAUUCAAUUUUGAAAGUGACGAACAAGACCCUGACAGCGAUGAUGAUGAUGACGUUGUUGGCGAAGCUGGUGGUCGUCGGGAGGGCGAUGACGAUGACAACAAUAACCAAAAGGUUAAGAAAGAAGGUCAUAUUGACGAUCUUGAUGAUUUUCUGGAUGGGCCUCCCGAUAGUAGACCAACAGUAUUGACAGCAUCCCCUGCACCCAGUGCCAGUUCAUCAUCAUCGUCCUCCUCAUCAAACCCACAGACGAAACGGUUAAAGUUGGUUAUUGGAAAUGAGGCCUGUACCAUCAUUGAUAUUCCCCCUACUGCAUUUCAGGGUCCGGUGGUUCACUGAUGAUAGUUUUAUACUACAUUUUACUACACCUUGUAUAAUGAAACUCAUCAUUCGUAUUCAUUGACUUUUCCUUAUCCAUAGAAAAUAUUUCUGUUGUGACCUCAAUGCAUCCUCUCUCGUUUGACUUAUUAUGUAUAUACACCACAUUAUAAUCUUCGAUAUAUAUAUAUAUUUAAAUAUGUAUAUUGUGGUUGACUUUCCUCACAUUGCAUACGUAAAGAUGCUCAGUUAGUUAGUUAGGUACUUAGUUAGAUAUAGUAAAGUUGUAGUAUUAUAGUACAGUGUAGAUUAAAAUGGGCAGUAAAAAAAAUCGAUGUAGAAAACUUAGCUUUAUAUUGUAACCCAUGAUCAGAUCUGAAGCUGCAAUUGCACACAAAAAUCAUCUCAUUAACUAACAAUAUUAGUUAAUCACAUAUUAUGUGAUGAUUUCCAAAAGUGAAUACGAAAACAGGAAAAAGCGCAUAAUACAGGAGGGAGUAAACAAAACUAACUAUUUGUUAAGAACUUAUCUCAUGUGGAUAGACUGAUUAGUGUUCUCAUCUCAACACCGGAUAAUCGCAUUACGUCGUCGUCGCGCGUUGGUUAAUUUAGAAUAAUAUAAUUCUUAUACUAUUAUGCUUAUACUUGAAGGAAGGAUGAUUUCUUUGGGGAAAAUUUAGUGAACCGGGGGAUCAGAUGGUAUAACUGAUACGUGAUUAUGACCAAACUCUUACUGACCAUGUUUGUAUCUUUUUUUUCAGCUAAAUGCAUAUUUAUCUGAUCCAUAUUUCUCCAGAGAAUUGUCUCCAAAUUUAAAUAUGCAAGUCUGUACUUUCACAUUGUAUGUGAGCCUUAAAUUUUUGUAUUUCAAUUUUGUUUCAAUUAAUAAUUUGUUUGAAUUUGUUUCUAUUUAUGUCACUUAAUUUGAUGUUUGCUUCUACAGAAAAUAAAUUGCUUUUUAUCUAAAUAUCCAUAUUUAUUUGUGGGGAUGACCACAAACAAUGGCUGACAUUAGACUGUUAUCUUAUUAUUCUAGCUCAAUGUGUUUUACUGUAUUUAUUUAAUUCGACUUUUGCCAUAAUAAGUAGAUAUGUAUUUAAUUAAUUGCCAUCAGGAAAUGUUCCUCAUUGUUGAAAUGCUUUAUAAAUUAUUAUAAAACAAAGUGGGAAAUAUUGUUACAUAUUUAGUACUUUGAUAAUUUGUGGAAAUACUAAAACUUACACUAUAUACCGCUAAUACGUCGUAACCCAAGUUUGAAAACAAGUAUAUGGAAAUUUUCAAAUAUGUAUUAGGAAUUUUUCCCUACCUCAAGAUGAACUGAAUGUCAUAAUAUUUCUCAUGUAAUUACUGUGCUUGUCCAAAGCAUAAUAAUUUUGAGCCCUGUUGAACACUAACCUACCCGUUGUCCAUGUUCGAAAAAUAUCAAAGUCUAACAUUAAUGCAAAACAGGUUUAAUUCUCGGUUAACUAAAAUUAAUUAUUAUUAUUGUUACCACGCUCUACUUUUAUAUCGCUGUCCAGUUAUUUCCAUGCCUCUUUACUGAGUAUGUACGACGACCUAUACUUGUAUAAAUCGCAUAAUAAUAAUAAUAAUACAUAAUAACAUGGAGAAAGCUGUUGUAGAUUUUCUAUGUAUCGAAGAACGAACCCGAUUUGCUCUCUAUACUUGUUAAAUCGGUUUACGAAUAUGAACUGCAAGAUGGAAAUUGUUGUAUUAAGUUAUGAUGGCUUGUUUUUGUGUGUCACCAAAAUGUGAUUCAAAUUUAAAUCGUAUCUUCUUAUAAUAAAGUGUUUUAUUUCCAUAGAAAA